Molecule: messenger RNA, 537 nt
Organism: Rotaria sp. Silwood2
Lineage: Eukaryota; Metazoa; Rotifera; Eurotatoria; Philodinida; Philodinidae
Source: the annotation of a GenBank genome assembly
AUGUUCUAUAUACCAUUCGACGCAGAAUUUAAUGGGCUACAUUUUGAUGAAGAUAAUAAUGAUAUCGUAAUAAUUGAUGCUCCUUCAUAUGAUCCAACAUUAAUUUUACCGACUCAAAUGAUGAACGACAAAAAAUUUCAUUCAUAUGAAUUAUGGAACUUAGAAGACGCCGUAACCUAUACUUUUGGUCUGUAUUUAUCUAAACUUGAAACUUUACGGCGAUGGUCGAUCGGUCUUCAUGUUAAUUUAUGUAUACGUGACACAUCAUUUUCAUUUAAUUAUCGUCACAAAUUAGUUAAAUAUACUUGUCUUGAUUGUAUUACUGUGGCUCAUUUAAAUUUAUUCAUGCAACAAUCAAACAUUCCACUUGAUCUUAAAUUUGCACAUCAGGAAAAUAUUUCAGGCGAAUAUAAUUUGUCAAAUAAUUUAAGUGUCGUCCCAGAUAUAUUUCAGGUCUAUGAAGAAAGUUCAUUAUCUUCAAUUGAACAAUCUGACAAACCACUGGUGGCCGUUCAUGUUUUUAAUGAACGCCAUUAA